AUGAAGUUCUCAACCAUUGUCUCCGUUGGCCUUACUGCCAUCACCGCUCUGGCAGCGCCAACCCCUAGCAUUUCUAUCCUCAAGCGCGCCAGCAUUGCCAAACGUGCUGUCACGACUUCAGACAUUGCUACCACCGGUUACGCAACCGAGAACGGCGGUACGACUGGUGGAAAGGGCGGAUCGACCAUAGAGGUUGCAUCGCUUGACGAGUUGACCAGUGCCGUCGAGGGCGAUGACGCUGCGAUUGUACUCGUCACUGGCCCGAUCUCUGGUGACGGUGACACUGUCAAGGUUGGCUCUAACAAGUCUGUCAUUGGAAAGGACUCGACCGCUGUCCUCACCAACGUCGGCUUGAUCGUCAAGUCCGUUUCCAACGUCAUCAUCCGCAACCUCGCGAUCGAGAAGGUUGUCGGUGCUGACGCCAUUGGCAUCCAGCUUGCCACCAAUGUCUGGGUUGAUCACGUAGACCUCUCAUCUGACCAGACCCACGACAAGGACUACUACGAUGGUCUCCUCGAUGUCACCCACGCCUCCGACUGGGUCACGGUUUCCAACUCAUACAUCCACGACCACUGGAAGGCUAGUCUUGUCGGCCACUCCGACUCCAACGGUGACGAGGAUACCGGCCAUCUUACUGUCACCUACCACAACAACUACUUCCAGAACCUCAACUCGCGCGGCCCGUCGUACCGUUUUGGCACUGGUCACAUCUACAACAACUACUACGACACCGUCAGUGAUGGUAUCAACACGCGCGACGGCGCUCAGUUGCUUGUGCAGAACAACGUCUUUGUCAGCUCCAAGAAGGCACUCUACUCGACUGAUUCCGGUUACGCCGUUGCUUCCGGUAACGACUUCGGUGACAGCGAGAACACGGCUGAGGAGGGCACAUUCACUGCGGCUCCCUACACCGUUGAUACUCUUCUUGAUGCAGCAGAUGUCGAGGCUGCGGUUGUUGGAACCGCUGGUGUCACUCUCUCUUUCUAA
Dothidotthia symphoricarpi CBS 119687 is the source of this 987-nucleotide messenger RNA. RefSeq names its product polysaccharide lyase family 1 protein. The record is from RefSeq and is a predicted model, not a curated record. The coding region runs from base 1 to 987 and encodes 328 amino acids. Gene Ontology annotation, molecular function: pectate lyase activity. Lineage: Eukaryota; Fungi; Ascomycota; Dothideomycetes; Pleosporales; Dothidotthiaceae. The transcript has 3 exons.